This is a messenger RNA of Fulmarus glacialis (Northern fulmar), 1754 nucleotides long. RefSeq names its product 1-acylglycerol-3-phosphate O-acyltransferase 3 (gene AGPAT3). Gene Ontology annotation, cellular component: endoplasmic reticulum; endomembrane system. Lineage: Eukaryota; Metazoa; Chordata; Aves; Procellariiformes; Procellariidae. The transcript is spliced from 7 exons. Gene Ontology annotation, molecular function: 1-acylglycerol-3-phosphate O-acyltransferase activity. The record is from RefSeq and is a predicted model, not a curated record. The coding region runs from base 7 to 951 and encodes 314 amino acids.
UUGGUAAUGCUGCUGGAAUGGUGGUCAGGCACAGAGUGCACCUUGUUCUCAGAUGAGGCCACAGUGAACACCUUUGGGAAAGAACACGUCAUCAUCAUCUUGAAUCACAACUUUGAAAUCGACUUCUUGUGCGGCUGGACUAUGACAGAGCGCUUCGGAGUGCUAGGGAGUUCCAAAGUUCUUGCUAAAAGAGAGCUACUAUAUGUGCCCCUAAUUGGCUGGACGUGGUACUUCCUUGAGAUUGUUUUCUGCAAAAGGAAAUGGGAAGAAGACAGAGAUACGGUUAUUGAAGGAUUAAAACGUUUGGCUGAUUAUCCUGAAUAUAUGUGGUUUCUCCUGUACUGUGAAGGAACUCGUUUUACAGAGACCAAGCAUCGUAUCAGUAUGGAAGUAGCUGAAUCCAAGGGGUUGCCUAAACUGAAAUACCACCUGUUGCCCAGAACCAAAGGUUUCACCACUGCUGUCCAGUGUCUCAGGGGAACAGUUUCAGCAGUGUAUGAUGUAACACUAAAUUUCAGAGGAAACAAGAACCCGUCUUUAUUAGGAAUUCUUUAUGGAAAGAAAUAUGAAGCAGAUAUGUGUGUAAGGAGAUUUCCUCUGGAAGAUAUCCCUCGAGAUGAAAAGGAAGCUGCAAACUGGCUUCAUAAGCUUUAUCAGGAGAAGGAUGCUUUGCAAGAGAUGUAUAAUCAGGAAGGCGUAUUCCCUGGUCAGCAGUUUAAACCUCCUAGGAGACCAUGGACUCUCCUAAACUUUCUUUUUUGGGCCACAGUUCUCCUCUCUCCUCUCUUCACAUUUGGCUUUGGAGUUUUUGCAAGUGGAUCACCUCUCCUUAUCCUAGCAUUCCUGGGACUUGUUGGAGCAGCUUCCUUUGGAGUUCGUAGACUGAUAGGAGUAACUGAAAUAGAAAAAGGCUCCAGCUAUGGGAACCAAGAAUUCAAGAAAAAGGAAUAACUGACAGCUGCAGUUCAGCACAUAUAACCAGACUAUGGUAUCCGAUUAACUUCAGUUAAAAAAACAACAACAAACACUUAGAAACUAUCUUUUUCUUAAUAACUGAUGACUAAUAUUAAUGAAUAAAACUUGAGCCAAGAAUGAAGAAGUUGGAGGCAUCAACUGAAGAGAACGCAUCAACUUUCUGCCUGUUUAAGGAUUACUGUAGUCAAACUAUGGGAGAAAAUCUGGGGUGGGGUGGAAGAAGAACUGAUUUUUCUUGCUUUGUUGGGGGACUUGAGGGUGGGGGGAGAAACGAGGGCAUUGGCCAUGGCCACGUGCAUCUUCAGAUGACUGAAUACACUGGUUUCUGUCAAGAGCACUACACUCACUUUUACAACAGGAGCCAUUGAAUGUUUCCUCUUGCUAAAGCCAACAUAAUGUUUGUUGAUUUCCAACUUUUUUUAUUAAUGAGCCAGGAAAAAACAACCCUUCUUAAAUUAAUCGACAGAUACUCAUUGGGUUAGAGUCAUUUUGGAAAGGCUGUGUUGUCAUGGCUACAGAUGAAAUCCUAUUUGUAUGUUACACUGAUACUUUUUAUUUUCAGGCAACGUCUUAAAACUUCUGUAAUGCGAGAGAACGGAUAGUGGAGUUUGGAAGCAGCGUGUUAUUGAUCAGCACAUACCAUAGAACAGAUCCACUAGUAUUAAAACAGUUUAAAAUUCUCAUCGUAUCUCCUGCUAACUGCUCAAGGCUGUUUAAUUUCAAAAUAUUACUUCAGUCUUGAGUGUUGUUUGCCCUGUUUCACAUUAUACAUUUAUGUA